AUGUUUCUAUUCACAUCACAGAAACGGUUCGGCCGGUUGAUUCUCUAUGCGCUGGGGGUGCUCGGGAUCAUCCUCAUCCUUUGGCAGUUGCCCUAUGCCCGGCCCACCGUGCGGAUAGGAGCUAGACGCGCCCGGUCACAGUUCGAGGCGAUCAGGAACGAAACUUUGGGGGUAUUUCCUUCCAAUGAUGUUGAUAUUAGCCCCCACCCUAAUUAUCGCGACAAUCUUGUCCUCGGUUCUUCAGUCAGUGGGUUUAACAUCGACUGGGUAAACGGUAUCACUCCCGACGAGGUUGACCCCAGGACAUACCCUUAUAACUGGAACUAUGACCAUAAACCUACCGAGUAUGGUGCUCGACGGGCUCAUGUGAACGCCAUGCAACGAAUUGUUCAUGAAAGGAUAGGAAGUGCCAUGAUCAUGGAGGAUGAUGUCGACUGGGACGUCAAUCUCAAAACCCAGCUACAGAGCUUUGCUCUCGGUGUACGGGCUCUCCAAGGGGCGGAUAAGAAGGUGACGGCUUCGCCCUACGGUGAUGACUGGGACAUCAUCUGGCUUGGUCACUGUGGCAUGGAAUGUCGAACUAAUGAGCCGUAUUUCGUGAGCUCAAAUGAUACAACCGUCCUUCCACCACAUCACUUUCUGCCCUACUGGCGCGAUCCGCCUCCGUUCGGGAUACCAGAUUACACCCGUCUGACCUGCGCCGUCAACGAUGCUGUUUGCUCCAUAGUCUAUGCAGUGAGCUAUCAUGGUGCUCAGAAGAUCUUGUCUGCUCUUUCUGUGAACCCAACAGGCCUCGCAGACAAAAUCGACAUUGGCGCCCAGUUCGACGUAUCGCUCGGUCGCAUGUGCGGUAAUGGCUAUCUCCGGUGCUUUGCGGUCUACCCAUCCUUAACAGGUGGAUAUCAUCCUGCUGGGCCCUCCUCGAAGGAAUCUGAUAUUCAUGGCGGGAAUGAGGAUGUCCAUCCUGUCUCCAGUCACGGGGUUAUGUACAGUACGAUGCUGAACAUCAACCGCAUACUAAACGGUGAGGAUACGGUUGUUUCCAAUUGGGAUGACGCCCCUGCUCCAGUGAUUAACCCGGCGAACGUCUCAGUGGUUGGGGGAACGAUGCAUAUGCUGCAAGAGAACGACAUGUAUACUCUUUCGGUUGUCAACCCAUAA
This is a messenger RNA of Aspergillus niger, 1161 nucleotides long. RefSeq lists its product as uncharacterized. The record is from RefSeq and is a predicted model, not a curated record. Bases 1 to 1161 code for a protein of 386 amino acids. The transcript has 4 exons. NCBI's taxonomy places the organism in Eukaryota, Fungi, Ascomycota, Eurotiomycetes, Eurotiales, Aspergillaceae.